UCAGCAGAAAGAACAGACACGCCCAGUUGUGCUUCAAAGCUGAGGAACGAAAGUAAGGCUUUCGUUACAGUUCUGGCAGACACAAUGGCAGACGCAAGCCCAGUCCAGAAUCUGUGUAAAGAAACAACUUGUCCAAUUUGCCUGGAGUACUUCAAAGAUCCAGUGAACAUAGACUGUGGGCACAUUUUCUGCCAAAAUUGCAUUGCCCAGUGUUGGAAUGAGCCUGACACAAAUACAUCUUGCCCUCAAUGCAGAGAGCCUUGCCAACAAAGAAACAUCAGACCAAUCCGACAACUGGCAAGUAUUGUUGAAAUCAUCAAGAAAUCCAGUCUUCAGACACUCAGAGGGGCCGAAAUAUCGAAGGACAUGUGUGAACACCACCAGGAGCCUUUGAAAUUGUUCUGUGAUGAUGAUCAAAUUCUAAUCUGUGUGGUAUGUGACAAAUCCAAACAACACAGGCAACACAAAGUGAUUCCAAAGGAGGAGGCUUUUGAGGAGUAUAAGAAUAAAAUUUGGGAUCAUCUGAAAACUCUGAAGAAAGAGAGUGAAGAAAUUUCGACUUACAAACAGAGUGUGGAGACUGAAAUGCAGAAUCUGUUGGAAAACAUUGAAACAGAGAGACCAAAAAUAGUAACUGAAUUUAAGCAACUGCGUGAAUUCCUAGACGAAAAAGAACAGGACUUGCUGACUCAAUUGCAAGUUCUGAAUAAAGAGAUUCAAAACAUCUGUAAUGAAAAAACUGCCAGACUUUCUGAGAAAAUGUCCUCUAUGGAGACAGAUAUCAAGAAGAUGGAAGAAAAACAUAACCAGCCAGAAAAUGAAUUGUUGCAGGACAUCAAAGGAUCAUUGAAAAGGUAUAAGAAGGAAAAAUUUGAGGUGCCCCAAACUUUAUUUCUUCAUCAAAGGAAGCAUAUUGAACAUUUUGGUAAAAUCCAUGAUAGUUUGCAAACUGCCAUCAAUACAUUCAAAGCCACUAUAUUUUCACCGACUCCAGAGCAAGGAGGAUCUAGCAAGAACUCCCCAAUACCAGUUCGUAGUGUGCAAAUGAUACACAACUAUGGAUUUUUUGGAUUUCUUGAUUCCUUAGAGCAUAAGCGUUUGGAAAAACCAGAAUCUCCAUAGCCUUCUGGAAACGUGACCUUUUGGAAAUUAAUUGGCAUUCACACUAUUUGGAAUAAUCAAAACCUUUUUUGUAAAGUGUGAUCUUCCUGAGAAGAGCUAACAACUCAUUUGAGUCAAUCCUCUCUUUAGUGGUAAUUAUUCACUAGUAUCCAUGCAAGGCCAUUUAGAUUUCUCAGCUAUUAGACUGAUAUUUCUUUGAACUGUUGGGAACAAAGUUUAUGCCAAUGCACAAAAAUAUACAACGGAUCUUCAGAAGUGUUAUUUCAGUUGCCCAAAAACAACUAUCUCCCAUAAAAUAUAUUUGGUUUUAUAUCAUGCUCUCAAGAGACAAAAUGAUUAGUCUUUCUUAAAAGUAAUAUAGUUGAUUUACCUACAAACUUCAUGUAUUCAGCAUAUAGGUACAUUGCUUAUCAAUCCAGUUACAGAUAGGUUUGAAGUAGUUUCUCUGUACAGAUAACACAGGACAUCCUUCUUAUAAUCAACAGCAACAUCUUUACAUUCUGAGAGUCUGUAUAAUUGCUGUAUAAUUGCUUUGAGCCCCCUUAGGGGUGAGAAAAGCAGUCUAUAAAUGAAUAAAUAUAAAUAAAUACAUAAAUAAAUACAUAAAAAGAGAUCUGGAUAAAACUGCCACAGAUUGCCACGGAGGCCCAAAUUAUUAAGUUCAUUUUCAUGUUGGCAAUUUAGAAAUGUAUCUAUAAUUUGAAAUGUUGUUAUUCUUAAUAUGAGGGCAGUAAUGGUUUAGGUUAAUAUCCUUUGUGUUUUUUUGUUCAAUAUUCUGUAAAUUGUAAAUUCCUUUGACAUGGACAUUAGCUAACAAUAAAUGUAUUGAAUGCUA
This is a messenger RNA of Anolis carolinensis (green anole), 1957 nucleotides long. RefSeq names its product zinc finger protein RFP. Gene Ontology annotation, biological process: regulation of gene expression; innate immune response; protein ubiquitination. The transcript is spliced from 6 exons. The record is from RefSeq and is a predicted model, not a curated record. Gene Ontology annotation, cellular component: cytoplasm. NCBI's taxonomy places the organism in Eukaryota, Metazoa, Chordata, Lepidosauria, Squamata, Anolidae. The coding region runs from base 85 to 1122 and encodes 345 amino acids. Gene Ontology annotation, molecular function: zinc ion binding; ubiquitin protein ligase activity.